AUGGAAAAUCAGAUCAAUUCAACAAAUAAAAUCUCAUACGAACUCAUUGCAUAGAAAUAGCUUCCUUAAAUUAGUUCUUGUAAUGCUAUUGCUAUUGAAACUAAAAAUUCUAUAGUAGUCAUUGCAGAAGAAUCAAGAAUAAUAAUAUAUUCAUUCAAAUAUCAUUCAUUAAAAAAAAUUAAGUAAUUCAAAAUAAAUUCUGGGAAUAUUAAUACAUUAAAUUUCUUCAAACAUAGAUAAAACUUUAUAUCUGGAUGUCAAAAUUCAUCUAUUUACAUAUGGCCAAUUAAUAUGAUAAUGACAUCUAAAUACAUUUAAAAAUUAAAAGCAAAUUCAGGUUCUACUCUUUGUUUGUGUAUUUCUAAAUCAGAGGAUCAAGUCGUGACUGGACAUUAUUAAAAUACAAUCAAAAUUUGGAGUUAAAUUGAACAAAAUUCAUAAGAGUGGUCUUGCUUAUAAAAUUUAGUUGAUCAUACAGGAGCAGUUUAUGGAUUGUCUAUGAGUGAGUAUUAAAAUAAAAUAAUAUCUUGCUCAAAUGAUUAAUAAGUUUUAGUUUAUUAAUUUUCAUAACAUUAUUGUAAAUGGAUUUUACAAUAAAUAAUUUAAAAAGAUGGUUUGCGUUUAUGCUUUAUUACUAAUGAUAUCUUUGUAUUUCAACCUUAUGCAGCCAAUUAUCUAUCAAUAUAUAUAUUUGAAGUUAGAUCUGAAAAAUUUAUAAGCACAGAAAAAGUCUAGAUUUAAGAAGGAGGUUAAUUUUGUAACGAAUUUUUUCCAUGUAUUUACAAUCCUAAAAAAGGAAUUAUAUUUACUAAAAGUAGUUACAAUUUAAAUAUUUUAAAUUGUAAAUUUUAAUAAGACUUUUUAUUUAAAGAAUAAUAGCUAAUUGAAAUAAUUUUAAAUGAUGUAAUUGAUUUUGGUGAUGAAUAUUUUUGUGGAUCAAUAAGCGAUGAUGGGGAAUAUUUAUUUAUUUGGAAUAAUGAGUUAAAAGAAAUUUCAAUAAGAAAGUAUAAAGAGGAGUGA
Molecule: messenger RNA, 1020 nt
Organism: Paramecium pentaurelia
Lineage: Eukaryota; Ciliophora; Oligohymenophorea; Peniculida; Parameciidae
Source: the annotation of a GenBank genome assembly